Messenger RNA from Trypanosoma conorhini, 1317 nucleotides. RefSeq lists its product as uncharacterized. The record is from RefSeq and is a predicted model, not a curated record. Gene Ontology annotation, cellular component: Atg12-Atg5-Atg16 complex; phagophore assembly site membrane; cytoplasm. Gene Ontology annotation, biological process: nucleophagy; C-terminal protein lipidation; cellular response to nitrogen starvation. Lineage: Eukaryota; Euglenozoa; Kinetoplastea; Trypanosomatida; Trypanosomatidae. Bases 1 to 1317 code for a protein of 438 amino acids. The transcript has a single exon.
AUGUCCCUUCAAGUUGAGGAAUACAUGGGGGCAGUUCCUCUAAUGAUAUUUCUUAGCGACACGGAUUGCACGGUGCAGGAAAAGCCGGCGCCAUUGACGUACGUGCUCCCGCGAAGUUCUGUGUUAAUGGCUGUGCGAAGCGAGGUCCAAGCCUUCUUUUCCUCCUACACGGUUGUGGGAGCGGACGCAUCACUGCUCGUGUGGCUGACAUGGAGAGGCGAGCCGGUGCCAUGGCAUUACCCCAUAGGGGCAAUCAAAGAUAGCAUCAACGCAUUCCUGAUUGCGGGAAUAAGCGAUACACAGCUGAGAGCUUGCCGGGCGGAGUCCGCGCAGCUCUCCCCAGCUGAGUUGUACGCCGCAGUGUUUGGUUCCCCACUCAUUCUGGAGGCGCGCAUUACUUCCGUGUCCGCGGAAAGGCCUUUGACGGUGCCAGUUCCUGGGCAGGAGGAUGCCAUUUCCCGUCGCACGGCAGAUCAGGCAAUUGGCGAGUUCCUCAAGCAGGUGAUCAAGGGAACCUUUUCCGCCAUGUACGGCAGCAUCAAGGCACUUAUGGAUGCUCGUAGUGAAGUUAUUAACGACUUACUGAACUUUGCCACGUGUACGUCAACUGGGAAACCCUUUGUACAGGCCUUGAGGGCCUACAAGGAAAGGAUUGUGGGACUAAGACGAUUAGCAGGGGCGCCGAAAAACGUAGCUGUUAUGAUUAACAAUCCAUUGGGUAAAAGUACCUUGCAGUUUGCGCUCUUUCGCGUUCCUCUUAAACCAUAUAGCGUCGGCGAUGAAAAGUCGAGUCACGAGGAGUCUGAGAAACCAAGAUCCAGUGUAGAAAGCAAUGAUACCAACUGCGGCACCGAUUGCGAUGCCGGCACUACGUCCGAUGCUGUGGGCGUUGACGCGAGGCUGAAGGGAAAAUCACUUGAAAGCCCUUUUGGAAUGAUCAUUUGGCGAGCUCUCUUGGAGCCGUAUUUCAAAUGGCGAAAACUUGGAGCGGAUGACGGCUCCAUUUCACCGUGCGCCGAGCCCUUCCUUCGUGCCAUUACUCCUUUUUACAGUGGCCUGGAUGGAGAUUCUUCCUUGGAUGCUGUGUUUUCUUCUCCGUUGGCGGACUCACUUGUGAAAGAGUUUAUUGCGGCCGGUGACGCGACUCGGGAGGCGCGGAGCAUCAGCGUCACUCUCCCUGCAUCGCCUCUUCAGGAGCGACGGCUUUGUCUCAUGGUUCAGGGACUGCAACCGCCGCUAUGCACCCCGGUAGGGUAUCUUCUUGACCGUUUCGCCUCUGCUGAUGGUCGGUUGUAUGUGACGUUGGCGGCUCUCUGA